This is a messenger RNA of Felis catus (domestic cat), 3226 nucleotides long. It is a transcript of the gene NFYC, whose product is annotated as nuclear transcription factor Y subunit gamma. Gene Ontology annotation, molecular function: DNA binding; DNA-binding transcription activator activity, RNA polymerase II-specific; protein heterodimerization activity. The transcript has 10 exons. Gene Ontology annotation, biological process: regulation of DNA-templated transcription. Gene Ontology annotation, cellular component: nucleus; CCAAT-binding factor complex. The coding region runs from base 1125 to 2444 and encodes 439 amino acids. Lineage: Eukaryota; Metazoa; Chordata; Mammalia; Carnivora; Felidae. The record is from RefSeq and is a predicted model, not a curated record.
GCUGGUGAGGAACAUACUUUUCCACUAUAUUGGCAGUGACAAGAGCAAAUCUUUUUCUGUCAAUUUCACACAUUUUUGUCAGGCAUUGAUUUGGUUCUUUAAAGUGAUGUGAGCAAAGUGCUUUUCAUUUUCUGUAUGAAAUAUUUCGAAUCCUAAUUUACCUGCAGUUUGUGAAUUGGAAAGUUAAGAGUACAGGCAACCCUAUCUUUUGCCCUUGAUAUAUUUUUCCCCUCUUUUAGGGAUAGGAAGCUAAUGCUGGUUGCUAAUCAGUAACCAGCCAGUUUUUGUGAAUAGUGCACUCUUCUGUCCCGUGUACUAACAUCUAUAAUACACUUGAUUUUAAAAAGCAGUUCUUUGUUUUCUUCUUAUUUGCAAAUAUGGAAUGAAGGUCAUUGGAACAUUUCUGCAGCAGACUCAGUGUGGAGCAGUGAGCCAGCAGUACUCAGUCUCUGGGUAGGGAAAAGGAACAGGCCCUAGUAGAGAAGUUUGGAGGGUGUUGAUUUGCCUUCCCCUGGCUUCCCCUCCUGUAAGGGAUUUACCUGAGAGGAUCGAUAGGGGUUUAGAUUCGGGGCUCUUUGAAUUGGAGUGGUGUUGCAGUGAAAGUUGCUAGAUGCAGGCCUCUGUCGUUGCUCGCAAAAGUGACCUUGAAAAACUGCCGAGGAGUUGAAAGAUUGAAGGACAAAGUUUGUUUAUACAGAUUUAGACUGAAAAGCUCUAUUUAAGAUGAAAAGAGACUGUACUUCUGAUGUUCAAGUCGAGUGGUUAGUAGGAAUAUGUUAUAGAUUCAGAUUAGGAGUUUUCAAGCAAUAAGACAAUGGGGCUGCAUUCAUUCUCUCUCCCACUCUUCUCCGUUCCUUCCCCCAGCAAAAAAAUUCUAAAUCCUUUUGGUAUGAUAGUUGAGUGAACUGCCUAACAGAUUCAGAAUUCCUUGCACGCUACCUUGUCUUCUGUGUAAUCUAGAGGGUUCUUUAGUGAAGAAUGGCAUUUCAGGAGUUCAAAGCAGUUAUGUUUGUAAAACUUCUUUGGGGGAAUUGGAAUGCUUAUGGUAAGAAGACUCAUUCUGGGAAGUUAAAUCAUAAGAGAAAGGAGUAUGUGUUAAGGAUUACAUUUUAACAGUUGUCAGAAUGUCCACAGAAGGAGGAUUUGGUGGCACUAGCAGCAGUGAUGCCCAGCAAAGCCUCCAGUCCUUCUGGCCUCGUGUCAUGGAAGAAAUCCGGAAUUUAACAGUGAAAGAUUUCCGAGUACAAGAACUCCCACUGGCUCGUAUUAAGAAGAUCAUGAAACUGGAUGAAGACGUGAAGAUGAUCAGUGCAGAAGCCCCUGUGCUCUUUGCCAAGGCAGCCCAGAUUUUUAUCACAGAGUUGACUCUUCGAGCCUGGAUCCACACGGAGGAUAACAAGCGCCGGACUCUACAGAGGAAUGAUAUCGCCAUGGCAAUUACAAAAUUUGAUCAGUUUGACUUUCUCAUCGAUAUUGUUCCAAGAGAUGAACUGAAACCUCCAAAGCGUCAGGAGGAGGUGCGCCAGUCCGUGACCCCCGCCGAGCCCGUCCAGUACUACUUCACACUGGCUCAGCAGCCCGCUGCCGUGCAAGUCCAGGGGCAGCAGCAGGGCCAGCAGACCACCAGCUCCACGACCACCAUCCAGCCUGGGCAGAUCAUCAUCGCGCAGCCUCAGCAGGGCCAGACCACACCUGUGACCAUGCAGGUUGGAGAAGGUCAGCAGGUGCAGAUUGUCCAGGCUCAGCCGCAGGGUCAAGCCCAGCAGGCCCAGAGCAGCACCGGACAGACCAUGCAGGUGAUGCAGCAGAUCAUCACAAACACAGGAGAGAUCCAGCAGAUCCCGGUGCAGCUGAAUGCCGGCCAGCUGCAGUACAUUCGCUUAGCCCAGCCUGUAUCAGGCACCCAAGUCGUGCAGGGACAGAUCCAGACACUUGCCACCAGCGCUCCACAGAUCACGCAGACAGAGGUGCAGCAAGGACAGCAGCAGUUCAGCCAGUUCACGGACGGACAGAGGAACAGCGUGCAGCCAGCCCGAGGCUCUGAGCUAACGGGAGAGGCAGAGCCCAGAGAAGUGAAAGCCACGGGAAAUGCAACUCCCUGCACCUCUUCCCCGCCCACCACACACACCCCCUCACACCGGGCCGGAGCCUCCUGUGUCUGCUGCGCCCAGCCCCCGCAGAGCCCCACUCCCCCUCCUCCCUCCGACGCCUUACAGUGGGUGGUGGUCGAGGUGUCCGGGGCCCCCAGCCAACUCGAGGCCCAUAGGGAGCUGCAUGCCCCUCUCCCGGGGGUGACCUCACUCUCUCCUCUCCACCCCUCGCAGCAGCUCUACCAGAUCCAGCAAGUCACCAUGCCCGCCGGCCAGGACCUCGCCCAGCCCAUGUUCAUCCAGUCAGCCAACCAGCCCUCCGACGGGCAGGCCCCCCAGGUGACCGGCGACUGAGGGCCUGAGCUGGCAAGGCCACGGACGCCCAACACAAUUUUUGCCAUACAGCUCCGGGCGAUGGGUACAGCCUCCCUCCCCAGAGGACCCGGCCGACCUCCGCGCCUCCUACAGGCUAGGACACUGGUGCACUGCGCCCCACGCUGGAGGCCGAGAUUCUCCAACAGAAAGAUGCAAUAUUUUUUAUUUCCUUUUUCUCCAUUUUUUCUCCGAGGAAUCAAUAUUUCAGUAUGUUGAGCUGUGUGUCCAAUGCUAUGAAAUGAAUAUUAAAUAACAUAUUUAUGGCAUUUUCUUGAAGAGUGUGGUUGAAGAAGUAUUUCUUUUGUUUUCCUUUUUUUUUUUUUUGAUUCUUACCGCCACUUCUUUCCAGGAGCACAUCUCCUCAGGGGGGUAUGUUAUCUCCUGACUCUCGGAGCAGCUGCGGCCCUAGGAUUUGCCACCUUGUUCUGCCCGCAGAUUGAAUUAGGUGACCACGUAGCUUCUUUCUCACUAGUGGUCCUCUUCCUCGUGACCCUGUGCUCGUCCCAGAGCUCUGUGUGUUUGCACCCAGAGGCCGUGGAAACAUUCCUUGCGUUUAAGAGGUGAACUCAUUUGCCAUGGAGAGUGGAUGGUUUCAUUUCCAAACCCUUCUCUCCCAGGGACCCAAGGAGACUAGAACUUUGUGCAUUUGCCCACCUCCACCCCCCAUUUUUUAUCUUUAAAAUGCAUUAAAAAUUGUGCUAGUCUCCUUUGCUGCAUGGACUUCAAACUGCAUGAAAUGCAAUAAAUCUCAUUUUAGAUAA